Eleginops maclovinus (Patagonian blennie) is the source of this 3542-nucleotide messenger RNA. It is a transcript of the gene gpr37l1a, whose product is annotated as G protein-coupled receptor 37 like 1a. NCBI's taxonomy places the organism in Eukaryota, Metazoa, Chordata, Actinopteri, Perciformes, Eleginopidae. Gene Ontology annotation, cellular component: signaling receptor complex; plasma membrane. Gene Ontology annotation, biological process: positive regulation of MAPK cascade; adenylate cyclase-inhibiting G protein-coupled receptor signaling pathway. The transcript has 2 exons. The record is from RefSeq and is a predicted model, not a curated record. Bases 282 to 1913 code for a protein of 543 amino acids. Gene Ontology annotation, molecular function: G protein-coupled peptide receptor activity.
GUUACAUUUAGUGCUUAUGUCCAUUUUCACUUUUCAACUUCACUUUGCCUUUAUUUUGAAAUGUAUAACCGGAAGUUCCGUGUUGUAUUCAUUAAGAACAACAAGUGCUGAAGCAGCAGACUCAAAACUUCUGCAUCAGGACCGGACAGUGGUCGGACUCCGUUUAACGAACUUUUUUUUUUUUAAGUUUAAGUUAAAUAAGUUGUUGCAGCACAUGUCUGUGAAAGAGACGGAUAACACAGAACUGUUAUUUUUACUUAAACGGUAAAAAAAAAAAAAAAAUGAGUCCGGUUUUGUUUCUUUUGCUGCUUUGUCUGCGGACCGCAGAGCUCCGUCACCGAGCCCACACACCCCGGGAGGAUCAGCCGGGGUCGGAGAUGCAGACGGAGGAUGUUAGACCUCGGGAGCGGGGGACCAAGGAUGUUCUCUCCUCGAAUAGGACUUCUCUUGGCCAGUAUGAAAGUUUAAAAGUUCCCGGCAUGAAGCGGAUUCCCCGGGGAGCAAAAGAUGGCAAUUUCAGAAAAAGAGACCCGAACUCACCGAGCAGUAACGGGCGACGGUACGACGAUCCGAGCGGGUACUUCACCACCACCCCGCGGGCAGCCUCCUCAGCCCGGCCCGUUACUAACUCCUCGUCAGUCCGCGGGUCGGGGCUCCUCAAUCCGCUGUUCCCGGUCACCGACGGCUCCUACGCAGCGUACGCGGUCAUGCUGCUUGCGCUCGUGUUGUUCGCCACGGGCAUCGUUGGGAACCUCGCGCUCAUGUGCACUGUGUGGCACAACAUGUACCUGAAAAGCGCUUGGAACUGCAUCCUCGCGGGGCUGGCUUUCUGGGAUUUCCUCGUGCUGUUCUUCUGCCUCCCCGUGGUCAUCUUCCACGAGCUCACCUUGAAGAGGUUGCUAGGAGACCUGUCCUGUCGACUCGUGCCCUAUCUGGAGGUGAGCUCUCUGGGUGUGGCCACAUUCAGCCUCUGUGCUCUGAGCAUUGAUCGUUUUCAUGCAGCCACCGGCCCCGUGCCCCUACAGACGCCGAGGGUGGAACCCUGCCAGUCCAUCCUGUCCAAGCUGUCCGUCAUCUGGGUGGGCUCCAUGGUGCUGGCGGCCCCUGAGCUGCUGCUGUGGCAGCUGGUACAGGAGACCGUCAGCCUGCCGAUGCUCCCCAGUGACCGGCAGGGAGGAGGCUCUCUGAUGGCUGCCUUAAGGGCCCGAUCAGAAGCGUUUAAGGUGGAUCUAUGUGUGCGAGAGCCGUCAGUGGAGCUCCCAGAGAACAUCUACUCUCUGGUGCUGACCUACCACGAGGCCCGCAUGUGGUGGAUCUUCGGCUGCUACCUCUGUAUGCCACUGCUCUUCACUCUGGCCUGCGACUUAGUUACGAGGCAGGUGGUGGCCCAGCGUCUCCCGCAGAAACCCGCCAUCGCAAAGGUGAUCGAAAGAUGUUCGUCCUCAUCAAAGAAGAAGCAGCACACAAGAGAGCAGAGGCUGCGCACGACUGUGAUGUCUCUCACAGUCUUGUACGUCAUAUGUAACCUGCCAGAGAGCAUCUGUAACAUCACCCUGGCAUACAUCUCCGCCCAAGUGAAUGCAGCUCUCCCGGCUCUGGUUCUGCCGGCGCUGAGUCUGGUGGGACAGUUCCUGCUGUUCGUGCGUUGCUCUGCAACGCCGGUGCUGCUGCUGUGCCUGUGUCGCUCGCUGGGCCAGGCCUUCAUGGACUGCUGCUGCUGCUGCUGUGAGGAAUGCCUCCCCGACGCCAACUCCUCCUCAUCUGCCUCAACCACCGCCACCUCCAACCCCUCCUCACCCACAUCGCCCACUCCCUCCUCACUGUCCCCUUCCAGCAAAGACGAGACGAUGAAGAGCUUGUUGCCGAUAGAACCAUCAGUUUGCUAUUCGACAGCUAUCGGGACACCCUGCUGAGGUCCAGAACUGCAUCUAGGUUUAUCAUUUAGGUUUAUUUGUUUUGUCCAUCAUAGAGUGGAGCAGGGAAGACAUCUUUUUGUAGGGUGACCCGGAAGUUAGCAUCACCCUGGUUCCCUCAAUAAAAAACGAUGGGAUUUUCCAUUGGAUUGUUGCAAAGAAUUGGCGAAUUAACUGACAUAUUUGAUGCGGAGAAGAAAACAUUUAAGGUUUUAAAGCUUGUGUCAACCUCAGACCUUAUUUCAGGCAUCCAGCCAAAACAUCUUUACUUGGAGACGAGGGAACAGGAACUGCUAAAUGCUUACACACACUUCCGGGUUUUUAGACUCAUUCCUGCAUCACUCUUUUUCUAUCAUUAAUGAAAAAGUUGUACUCUCCAAGUGGAUAUGGGAGAUCUGGGGGAAACAAGAACAAGUCUGAUGUGUCAAGUAAAGUGUGUUUCUGAACCCAUCAGAUUUCGUUAAGUUCUUCCAGAUCCCCAGAGCAGUAAGGCAUCAGACAGGUUGGAGAGAAAAGUACACGCACACCUCAGCGUCAGUCUGUUUUUAUGAACUCUGUAGCAUUCAAUAAGAAGGAGAAUAGUAUACAUCUAACUUUUCCCUUUUUUUAUACUAAGACAAUGCCCGCAUAUACUAAACCAGCACCAUAAAGAACUGGGUUUCCCAGUUUGAUAUGAACAAUCUUAAAAGGUGUGCAAACCCAGAUUUGAUCACAAAACAUCACCGUAACAACACUUUGGUCUAUCUUCUGUCUAUGUAAACAACUUGAUUUGGCUCCAAAAUAUUUUUUCCAAGUUAAAGUUUGUCAAAUGAAAUGGAUGUUGGCAUUGUUUUCUUUUCCGAAUUAAGUUUGUUUAACCAACAAAUUAUUUUGUUUAUACUGUGUGUCUGACUGCUCGUGUUUUUGUAUCCGUCUUCCUUUGUAGUGAAAUCCCUGUUCGUCGAAAUGUCAGCGAUAGACCUGGCAAGUACAAAACCAUAUUAUUAAAACUGAUAGAAAUGAUGGACAAAACUACUGAAAUAUAAGUUGUUAGACUGGAAUAAUCCUCAGCCUGUGUAAACUGGUAGUGUAGAGCCACUGUGGUAGCAGAGACGUGUCUAGGGUUGGGGAUGAUAAACAAUAUAGAAUGUCUGAUUUAAGUGUUGGAUUUAUUCCUGUUAUUUUAGGAGUCAUGAUUAUUUUACAGGUGUUUUUUAUGAUAUAGUUAUUAAUAUGGAUCUAAUGCUCAUUCCGAAUAUUAGCAUUUUCUGCUCUAAGUACUGUAUCAGAUAGAAACACUUGACAUUUGAGGGCUCUUUUGAGGGUUAAAUUGAAAUAGAAAUACUACUUUUUUAUCGGCAAACUGCUGUGAACUUAUUGAAGUAUGUUUUUAGUUUUUGUACAGGAUUUUGCUGUUGCUGUGUAGACAGCAGUUAAAUAUGGGUAAUGAAAAGGGGUCAUAUGAGAUAUAGGUCAAAAUUAUCAAUCUAUGAGAAACAAGUCAGUGUGACAUUUGAUUUGUUUUAUUACCUGUUUGAUAGUAAACUUUUCUUCAAGAAAAAACUGUUUGCAUGUGAGUAAAUUCCUAUUCACACUGUGUUCACAAAGCCUUUUAUACCACAAAUUAUUGGAAUAAAAAUGAGCGUAAUG